UGUACAGCCACAGAGAUGAGCUUUGCUACAGAAGUGGGGUGAAUGUAAAUGUGUAACCUUCUGGUGUGACUUGACUUUAACAGAGAGAAGGAGCAAGAAAGGGAAGAACAGUUAAUGGAAGACAAGAAAAGGAAGAAAGAGGAUAAAAAGAAAAAGGAAGCCACUCAGAAGGUCACGGAACAAAAAACCAAAGUGCCCGAAGUGACGAAACCAAGUUUAAGCCAACCAACGGCCGCCAGCCCAAUUGGCAGCUCUCCAUCGCCACCAGUCAAUGGUGGCAACAAUGCCAAAAGGGUGGCAGUGCCGAACGGACAACCGCCAAGCGCCGCCCGCUACAUGCCUCGGGAGGUGCCGCCGCGAUUCCGUUGCCAGCAGGACCACAAAGUGUUACUAAAACGUGGGCAGCCCCCUCCACCGUCCUGCAUGCUCGGGGGUGGGGCAGGGCCUCCUCCCUGCACAGCACCUGGAGCAAACCCAAACAACGCACAAGUGACAGGCACGCUGCUGCAGAGCGAGAGUGGGACUGCGCCAGAGUCAACCCUUGGAGGUGCUGCUGCUUCAAAUUAUGCAAAUUCCACUUGGGGCCCGGGAGCCUCCUCCAACAACGGCACCUCCCCCAACCCAAUUCACAUCUGGGACAAGGUGAUUGUAGACGGGUCUGACAUGGAAGAGUGGCCUUGUAUUGCCAGCAAAGACACUGAAUCUUCUUCCGAAAACACCACCGAUAACAACAGUGCCUCGAACCCUGGCUCUGAGAAGAGCACUCUGCCAGGAAGCACCACUAGUAACAAAGGCAAAGGGAGCCAGUGCCAGUCUGCAAGUUCUGGGAACGAAUGUAAUCUUGGGGUCUGGAAAUCUGACUCUAAGGCUAAAUCUAUUCAAUCUUCCAACUCUACCACAGAGAGCAACAAUGGACUUGGAAAUUGGAGGAAUGUGAGUGGUCAGGAUAGAAUUGGACCUGGCUCUGGCUUCAGCAACUUUAACCCAAAUAGCAACCCAUCUGCCUGGCCAGCGCUGGUCCAAGAAGGAACUUCUAGGAAAGGGGCAUUGGAAACGGAUAAUAGUAAUUCCAGUGCACAGGCUAGCACAGUAGGUCAGGCAUCCAGGGAACAGCAGUCAAAGAUGGAAAAUGCGGGUGUUAAUUUCGUUGUCUCUGGCAGAGAACAGGCUCAAAUUCAUAACACUGAUGGACCAAAAAAUGGAAACACUAACUCCUUGAACUUAAGUUCACCAAACCCCAUGGAGAAUAAGGGAAUGCCCUUUGGAAUGGGCUUGGGGAACACCUCCAGGAGCACUGAUGCCCCUUCACAAAGCACUGGAGAUCGAAAAACUGGGAGUGUUGGAUCUUGGGGUGCAGCUAGGGGGCCUUCUGGAACUGACACAGUCUCUGGACAAAGCAAUUCUGGAAACAAUGGGAACAAUGGAAAAGACAGAGAGGACUCCUGGAAAGGAGCUUCUGUUCAGAAAUCAACUGGGUCAAAAAAUGACUCUUGGGACAGUAAUAACAGGUCUACGGGUGGGUCCUGGAACUUUGGCCCUCAGGACUCUAAUGACAACAAAUGGGGUGAAGGGAACAAAAUGACAUCUGGGGUCUCUCAGGGAGAAUGGAAACAGCCGACUGGGUCUGAUGAGUUGAAAAUUGGAGAAUGGAGUGGUCCAAACCAACCAAAUUCUAGCACUGGAGCAUGGGACAAUCAAAAGGGCCACCCCCUCCCUGAAAACCAAGGCAAUGCCCAGGCUCCCUGUUGGGGAAGAUCUUCCAGCUCCACAGGAAGUGAAGUUGGAGGUCAAAGCACUGGAAGCAACCACAAAGCAGGAAGUAGUGACAGUCAUAAUUCUGGCCGUCGGUCCUACAGGCCCACACAUCCUGAUUGCCAGGCUGUCUUGCAGACUCUUUUGAGCCGAACUGAUUUGGAUCCCAGGGUGCUGUCAAACACUGGCUGGGGCCAAACUCAAAUUAAGCAGGACACGAUGUGGGAUAUUGAAGAGGUGCCAAGGCCUGAGGGGAAAUCUGACAAAGGAACUGAGGGGUGGGAGAGCGCUGCCACACAGACCAAGAACUCAGGGGGCUGGGGAGAUGCACCCAGCCAAAGCAAUCAAAUGAAGUCUGGAUGGGGGGAGCUCUCAGCCUCUACGGAGUGGAAAGACCCCAAGAAUGCAGGAGGCUGGAAUGACUAUAAGAACAACUCUUCCAACUGGGGAGGAGGACGACCAGACGAAAAGACACCUUCCUCCUGGAAUGAGAAUUCCAGCAAGGAUCAGGGGUGGGGGGGUGGACGUCAGCCCAAUCAAGGAUGGACUUCUGGGAAGAAUGGUUGGGGAGAGGAAGUUGAUCCAGCAAAAAACAGCAACUGGGAAAGUUCUACAAGUAAACCUGUGUCUGGGUGGGGGGAAGGAGGGCAGAACGAAAUUGGAACUUGGGGAAAUGGUGGGAAUGCAAGCCUAGCUUCAAAAGGUGGGUGGGAAGAUUGCAAAAGGUCCCCUGCAUGGGCUGAGACAGGCAGGCAGCCCAGUUCCUGGAAUAAACAGCACCAACCACCACAGCAGCCACAGCAGCCACCGCCACCACAACCAGAGGCUUCUGGUUCGUGGGGAGGCCCACCCCCACCACCUCCAGGCAGUGUUCGACCUUCCAAUUCCAACUGGAGCAGCGGACCCCAGCCUGCAACCCCCAAGGAUGAGGAACCGAGCGGUUGGGAAGAGCCAUCCCCACAGUCAAUUAGUCGGAAAAUGGACAUCGAUGAUGGCACUUCAGCAUGGGGAGACCCUAGCAGUUACAACUACAAGAAUGUGAACCUAUGGGAUAAGAAUUCCCAAGGGGGCCCAGCACCUCGAGAACCGAACCUGCCCACCCCAAUGACUGGAAAAUCAGCAUCCGUCUGGAGUAAAAGCACACCACCUGCUCCAGAUAACGGGACUUCAGCUUGGGGUGAACCAAAUGAAAGCAGUCCUGGGUGGGGAGAGAUGGACGAUGCAGGAGCAUCGACUUCGGGCUGGGGGAGCACACCCUCCAACGCUUCCAACACCAUGAAACCCAAUUCCAAAUCUAUGCAAGAUGGCUGGGGGGAGAGUGAUGGGCCAGUCACAGGAACUCGGCAUCCCAGCUGGGAAGAGGAGGAUGAUGGAGGAGUCUGGAACACCACCGGCUCUCAGGGAAGUGCUUCCUCCCACAACUCGGCAAGCUGGGGACAAGGAGGAAAGAAACAAAUGAAGUGCUCACUAAAAGGAGGAAACAAUGAUUCAUGGAUGAAUCCUCUUGCCAAACAGUUUUCAAAUAUGGGAUUGCUGAGUCAAACUGAAGAUAAUCCAAGCAGCAAAAUGGAUUUGUCUGUAGAUAAGAAAUUUGACGUGGACAAGCGAGCAAUGAAUCUCGGGGAUUUUAAUGAUAUCAUGAGGAAGGAUCGAUCUGGGUUCCGUCCACCUAAUUCCAAAGACAUGGGAACCACAGAUAGUGGGCCUUAUUUUGAGAAGGGUGGCAAUCACGGUUUGUUUGGAAACAGCACAGCACAAUCGAGAGGUCUGCACACACCAGUGCAGCCGCUAAGUUCUUCUCCUAGUCUCCGGGCGCAAGUGCCUCCCCAGUUUAUCUCCCCCCAGGUUUCUGCCUCAAUGCUCAAGCAGUUUCCCAACAGUGGCCUGAAUCCAGGUCUUUUCAAUGUGGGGCCCCAGUUAUCUCCUCAACAAAUUGCCAUGCUGAGCCAGCUUCCACAAAUCCCCCAGUUUCAGUUGGCAUGUCAGCUUCUCCUGCAGCAGCAGCAACAGCAGCAGUUACUGCAGAACCAGAGAAAGAUUUCUCAAGCAGUGCGCCAGCAGCAAGAGCAGCAGCUGGCUCGAAUGGUGAGUGCACUUCAGCAGCAGCAGCAGCAACAGCAGCGGCAGCCGAGCAUGAAGCAUUCGCCCUCUCAUCCUGUUGGGCCCAAGCCACAUCUGGACAACAUGGUACCCAACACACUGAAUGUGGGGCUCCCAGAUCUUCAGACCAAAGGGCCGAUCCCUGGAUAUGGUUCUGGCUUCAGCUCUAGUGGCAUGGACUAUGGCAUGGUUGGUGGGAAGGAGGCUGGGACUGAGUCUCGCUUCAAACAGUGGACCUCCAUGAUGGAAGGACUGCCCUCUGUAGCCACACAGGAAGCCAAUAUGCACAAAAAUGGCGCUAUAGUGGCCCCUGGUAAAACCCGAGGAGGGUCACCGUACAACCAGUUUGAUAUCAUCCCGGGUGACACACUGGGUGGCCAUACAGGUCCUGCUGGUGAUAGCUGGUUACCUGCCAAAUCUCCACCAACAAAUAAAAUUGGAAGUAAAUCCAGCAAUGCCAGUUGGCCUCCAGAAUUCCAACCAGGAGUGCCAUGGAAAGGUAUCCAAAACAUUGACCCUGAAUCUGACCCCUAUGUCACCCCAGGAAGUGUGCUGGGGGGUACAGCCACAUCUCCCAUUGUAGAUACUGACCACCAACUGCUGCGGGAUAACACCACAGGGUCUAAUUCUUCCCUCAACACCUCGCUGCCUUCACCUGGUGCCUGGCCCUACAGUGCCUCUGACAACUCCUUUACCAACGUUCAUAGCACUUCAGCAAAGUUCCCUGAUUAUAAAUCCACGUGGUCCCCAGAUCCCAUAGGACACAACCCCACUCAUCUCUCCAACAAGAUGUGGAAAAACCACAUCUCCAGGAACACUACACCGCUGCCCCGCCCACCUCCCGGCCUGACCAACCCCAAACCGGCAUCUCCCUGGAGCAGCACAGCACCCCGAUCAGUCAGGGGGUGGGGGACACAGGACUCUCGGCUUGCCUCAGCCUCUACCUGGAGCGAUGGUGGCUCAGUUCGCCCUAGUUACUGGCUGGUUCUUCACAAUCUCACUCCACAGAUUGAUGGGUCAACCUUGAGAACGAUUUGCAUGCAGCAUGGUCCACUGCUGACAUUCCAUCUGAAUCUAACCCAGGGCACUGCCCUGAUCCGAUACAGCACCAAACAGGAGGCGGCCAAGGCCCAAACUGCACUGCACAUGUGUGUGUUGGGAAACACUACCAUCCUGGCUGAGUUUGCCACUGAUGAUGAAGUUAGCCGCUUUCUGGCACAAGCUCAGCCACCUACGCCUGCAGCAACCCCAAGUGCACCAGCCACGGGGUGGCAGUCGCUGGAGACGGGCCAGAACCAGUCAGACCCUGUAGGACCUGCGCUGAACCUUUUCGGUGGGUCCACUGGGCUCGGGCAAUGGAGCAGCAGUGCUGGUGGCAGCAGCGGGGCUGAUCUUGCUGGCGCUUCAUUGUGGGGACCCCCAAACUAUUCUUCUAGCUUGUGGGGAGUCCCAACUGUGGAAGAUCCCCAUAGGAUGGGCAGCCCUGCUCCUUUACUACCUGGUGACCUUCUGGGAGGAGGGUCGGAUUCAAUCUGAACUUAGAACUUUCAACUCUGACCUCGUGACCUUUUUUGGAACAGCAGCAGCACUAACUUGACCUUUUCGUUUUUUUUUUCAACUUGCAAUAAAUACAUUUUUAAAAGGAAAAAAGAAAACGGAGAGAGAAAAAAAAAAAAAAAGGUGGGUCAUUGACAGACUGUCUGAGCACAUAGUUGCCUCCCUUAUAACUUCAGUUUUUUCGUUUGGAAUAUGAAUCCAAAAAGAGAACAUAUCACUCUUGAAAUACUUGAAUCAUGAACGCCAACCUAGAAAGACAAUGUGAAGCAAGUACACAUACCAUUUAAAUUUAAACACAAAAAAAUUAAAAAAAUUAGUUUCUAGUUUUUCACUUUUUUCAUGUUAUAUGGAAGUUGUUGCUAAGAAACAUAUAUACUGAAAAAAAAAUAGCUUUUUAACUUUGUUUGCACUGGGUGUGUUUCCGUCCUUAGGUCUACCAUGUUUGGGA
Messenger RNA from Sciurus carolinensis (gray squirrel), 5857 nucleotides. It is a transcript of the gene Tnrc6b, whose product is annotated as trinucleotide repeat containing adaptor 6B. The coding region runs from base 115 to 5388 and encodes 1757 amino acids. The transcript has 21 exons. Gene Ontology annotation, cellular component: nucleoplasm; P-body. The record is from RefSeq and is a predicted model, not a curated record. Gene Ontology annotation, molecular function: nucleic acid binding. Gene Ontology annotation, biological process: miRNA-mediated post-transcriptional gene silencing; positive regulation of nuclear-transcribed mRNA poly(A) tail shortening. NCBI's taxonomy places the organism in Eukaryota, Metazoa, Chordata, Mammalia, Rodentia, Sciuridae.